Molecule: messenger RNA, 1933 nt
Organism: Microdochium trichocladiopsis
Lineage: Eukaryota; Fungi; Ascomycota; Sordariomycetes; Xylariales; Microdochiaceae
Exons: 1
Coding region: 202-1641 (479 amino acids)
Source: RefSeq, a predicted model, not a curated record
AUGCAUUUAAACGCUAUUUUCGACCCCUGCAAACGCCUGUGGGGAAACAGCACCCGCUGAUGGAUCUUGAUAGGACAAUUCCGCACCUGCCACCACCUCCCAAACCACGACAGUCGAGAUUUCGCACCGACUCACGCCCACGCUGCACGAGGUGUAGUUUCGACCAGGGCUGUUACGCCACGACUUGAUCCUGCCUGCGAGAUGGUGACAGCGGCGAGGUCGGCGGCGGUCUCUGCCUCGGGACGUCGAGUCUUGUCCUCGGCACGACCACUGCGCCCGCUUUGCCAGAUCUGUGAGCGCCACGCAAACCAAACUUCUCACACGCUCCGAUCGAGACCAACAACAAGCAACACCGAGUUCCACACAAGUGCAACCGCCUCCGAUAGUCUGACACAGCCCUAUCCGAGAUUCUGGGCUUCGAAGAAAUGGAGGAGCCCUGCGGCAUCUGCCGGCAUACACUUCAGCAGGUCGAGUCUUGCAGAAUCGCCAGCAGCGGAACGGCCAACUUCCCCUACAGAUAGUGCGCCUGAGCGCGAGCUGUCAUCGAUGACAGACAUGAUGACAUACCUACGAAAUAGCACCGCGAAAGUGCUGAAGAGCAGUGGCGUGCCUUCCGAGAAGGAUGUUGCUGCCGCACUCCAGGCCUGCCGCGUUGUGGCCGACUUCAUUAUGGACGAGACAGUACAGCCUCAGAUAGCGCACAUGAUUGUAGAGAGCGACUCGGCUGCGUCGGGCCUAUUGUCCUUGGACCAAACAACGCCAGCAGCGCCGCCGAGACCGCAACGUAUGACAGCUGCCAAGGCCGGCUCUGGGAGGACGAACAUGCUCCCACCAACACCUGCGGAGGUUGCGCGUGAACAGAUCUCAGCACAGGUGCGGGAGAUGGUCGACAGGAUUUCGAACGCCGCAUACGCCGUCGUUGCACACGCCCCUGUGUUCAUCACGCCAAGCCUCCUGGAGGACUAUGUCGGUGUGCAAGCUCGCCUCGGCAAGCCAGAGACUCUGCCGAAUGUGUUUCACAUGUACGCGAGCAAGCCCAUGGCAUCUGAGAAUGGGUCAUCCAUCCAGUACACAGCGCAAGACCCUCACAGCAUCAAGAACGCCAUUGAGCCAAAGGUCAUCGACCAGGCUCUCGACGUCGCCAUUGCGGCCAAGAACCUUGACGCGGCUGUCGGCAUAGUCGAGAACGGAUAUGCUACCAAGGCCUAUGUCCGCGCAAAAAUUGCCCGCCAAGCGCUGCCGCCCGGAGCUGCCUUUGCUGCCACGCCAGUGGCCGCAUACGCUCUGGCAUCGAACUUGUCGGGGCUGCAGAGCGCCAUGGAUGCCGCGAGCGCGACGAACGUGGCAUUUGCUGGGAUCCUGGCGUAUGUCGGCUUCACGGCCUCGAUCGGCAUCGUGGCGCUGACCACAGCAAAUGACCAAAUGAAACGGGUCACAUGGACUCCUGGUGUGCCCUUGCGCAAGAGGUGGGCAAGGGAGGACCAGAGAGCCGCCAUGGACAAGAUUGCCUGUGCUUGGGGGUUUCAAGAGACAUGGCGUCAGGGUGAGGAAGAGGGCCCGCAAUGGAGGGCGCUUCAGCAGUUCCUGGGAACCAAGGGCAUGCUCCUAGAUCGCACAGAUCUGAUGGAGGGUUUCGACUAGAACGCGCCCGCCAACCUUGAACGAUGUCCGGGCUCACUCAGCAAGAUCCCGCGGUGACUCUUGGCGCCGGACGGACUCGGAUAAGAGAUCUGAUCGAAUCCACCGUGAUGGCCCGGCAGCCAGAGGCGCACCUGUAUCAACAAUUGUAGCGGCUUCAUGUGCAGCAAGCACAUGCAUGAUGAUUGUACUCAUAGAAUGGCGACCUCGCGAUAUGAUGCUGUGGCUUCUGGCCCAGUGGCAAGAAUCCAACGUCUAACACCUCGAGCUGCCAUGUCUCAACGUGUUGAAACCU